ACGCAGAAGAUGAAUCUCUUUCAAUCCAUAACGAGUGCCUUGGACAAUGCUCUAGCCAAAGAUCCGACUGCAGUAAUAUUUGGUGAAGAUGUGGCCUUUGGUGGAGUCUUCAGGUGUACAGUUGGCUUGCGAGACAAAUAUGGUAAAGAUAGAGUUUUCAACACCCCCUUGUGUGAACAAGGAAUUGUUGGCUUUGGUAUUGGAAUUGCUGUUACUGGUGCUACAGCCAUUGCAGAAAUUCAGUUUGCUGAUUACAUUUUUCCAGCAUUUGAUCAGAUUGUUAAUGAAGCAGCAAAAUAUCGUUACCGGUCUGGAGAUCUGUUUAAUUGUGGGAACCUCACCAUCAGAGCUCCCUGGGGCUGUGUGGGUCAUGGUGCACUAUAUCACUCUCAGAGUCCAGAAGCUUUUUUUGCUCAUUGUCCUGGAAUAAAGAUUGUUAUUCCGAGGAGUCCUCUUCAGGCCAAAGGACUGCUCCUGUCAUGCAUAGAGGACAAAAAUCCAUGCAUAUUCUUUGAACCUAAAAUACUUUACAGAGCUGCAGUGGAACAAGUUCCUGUGGAUCCCUACUACAUUCCCCUGUCUCAAGCUGAGGUGCUGCAGAUGGGCAGUGACGUGACACUGGUUGCUUGGGGUACUCAGGUACAUGUGAUCAAAGAGGUGGCAGCAAUGGCUCAAGAAAAGCUUGGUGUGUCCUGUGAAGUUAUUGAUCUGAGGACGAUCUUACCCUGGGAUACAGAGACCAUUUGCAAGUCAGUGGUGAAGACUGGGCGAUUGCUGAUUAGCCACGAGGCUCCCUUGACAGGAGGAUUUGCUUCUGAAAUCAGUUCCACAGUUCAG
Messenger RNA from Nestor notabilis (Kea), 837 nucleotides. It is a transcript of the gene BCKDHB, whose product is annotated as branched chain keto acid dehydrogenase E1, beta polypeptide. Lineage: Eukaryota; Metazoa; Chordata; Aves; Psittaciformes; Psittacidae. Gene Ontology annotation, molecular function: catalytic activity. The record is from RefSeq and is a predicted model, not a curated record. The transcript is spliced from 8 exons. Gene Ontology annotation, biological process: branched-chain amino acid catabolic process; response to nutrient. The annotation marks the transcript as partial.